AUGCACGAUGAGUCAUCUGGGAGGCAAAAAUUAACGAUGACGACGCCCAAUCGACCUUUCGACCGAAGUCCAUCGGCACUUAUUCGUGACAAUAUUCAACAAUUGAAAGAAAAACGAGAUAAACUACAAAAUAAUGCUAAAGAGGCUGUUCGCCGGAUGCCGGAAGUGUUAACCGAACAAGAAUUGAAGCGUCUAAAAGAACAUAAAUAUGCAUCGGAAGGUAUUACAUUAUUCGAUCCAUUUAUGCAAGAAUUUUGGAAGUGGCUUGUGGAAUUUUGUCCAUUAUGGGUGGCACCAAAUUUACUGACUAUUGUCGGUUUAGCACUAAAUAUAGGAACAAGUGUUCUACUCAUGAUCGAAACAAAUGGUGCCAAAGAACAGUGUUCCUCCUGGAUUUAUUUUUUUACUGCAUUGGGCUUGUUCUUCUAUCAAUCACUUGACGCUAUUGACGGUAAACAAGCACGUCGAACGAACUCUCAGUCACCAUUAGGUGAACUUUUUGACCACGGUUGUGAUUCUGUAUCAGCUGUAUUUGUAACAAUUGCCUGUUGCUGUGCUGUACAACUUGGUGUUUAUCCAUGGCUUAUGUAUUUUUCGUGUAUGCUCUCGUUCUUUGCCUUCUACUGUGCCCAUUGGCAGACUUACGUUUCGGGCAAACUUGUAUUUGGAAAACUCGAUUGUACUGAAGCACAAUUCUCUUUUAUUACUGUGUAUAUGAUCAGUACAUUAUCACCAUCAUUUUGGUCGAAAUCGAUACCCUACUUACAGGUUGAGUAUCGCAUUCUAGUUGCCCUUUUAAUGAUUGGUUCGACAGUAUGGAGUUCGUUCAAUAACAUUCGUUUGGUAUCGCGAGGUGGCUGUGGACGAAAUUUUUCCUCGGUGGCUGGCACUAGCAUCAUAUUUCCCGCUUGGCCAAUUGGUUUACUUCUAUUUCUUGCUACUAUCGCUUCCAACUAUUCAACUUCUCAUGUUCUGGAAGAACAUACAUCUCUUCAUUUACUUUGUUAUGGCAUUGUCUUUUCCAAAAUUACUAAUCGUUUAAUUGUAGCACACAUGUCAAGAAGUUCAUUGAAUAAAUGGGAUACAGCCUAUAUUGGUCCACUAGCUGUCUGUAUUAAUCAAUAUUUCAAUUUAUUGAUUGAUGAACAUGUUUUUCUCUGGUUCUUUCUACUUUAUAGUUUAUACGAUCUACUUCGGUACAACGUCAAAGUUUGUCAAGAGCUUUGUGAUUUCUUAGGCAUUCACUGUUUUCGUAUCAAACCACCAACGGAACCAAUAAAGAACCCACAGCAUUAA
Molecule: messenger RNA, 1296 nt
Organism: Adineta ricciae
Lineage: Eukaryota; Metazoa; Rotifera; Eurotatoria; Adinetida; Adinetidae
Source: the annotation of a GenBank genome assembly